This is a messenger RNA of Neltuma alba, 840 nucleotides long. Its product is annotated as probable fucosyltransferase 8. Bases 1 to 840 code for a protein of 279 amino acids. The transcript is spliced from 2 exons. The record is from RefSeq and is a predicted model, not a curated record. Gene Ontology annotation, molecular function: galactoside 2-alpha-L-fucosyltransferase activity. NCBI's taxonomy places the organism in Eukaryota, Viridiplantae, Streptophyta, Magnoliopsida, Fabales, Fabaceae. Gene Ontology annotation, cellular component: membrane; Golgi apparatus. Gene Ontology annotation, biological process: cell wall biogenesis; xyloglucan biosynthetic process.
AUGGUGGAAACAGGAUUGAGAUUUGAGAGACUGAGAGCACUGUUCACUGGGUGCUGCAUAGUUGUCCCUAUUUUAGUGACCAUCACUUGGCUACACUAUUCCUCAAUUUCUUACAUUCUUGUGCAAUUUCCCAACAUCAACAUCUUAUCUGCAAAAUCCCACAACUUUACUGCCAUUAUCUCCAAGGAAGAAGACAUAGCCAUUGGAAUGAAAGACCAGAGUACUACUCCACAACCAGGUCAAAAGUAUGAAUCACAUGGUUACACAGAAGAUUAUUCAUCCAGUGAUGAUGAGAACAAUGAACUGCUUGAUGGACUAUUGGUUUCGACAUUUGAUAGAGGAUCAUGCUUAAGCAGACAUGAAUCUCACUUAUACCGCAAAGCUUCCCCUCACAAGCCCUCCCAACAUCUGAAAUCCAAGCUUCGUCACUAUGAACAGCUUCACAGAAGCUGUGCAGCUUGCUUCUCCUUCAUCAGAAAUCACUCCAAAUCUAAUUCUAGCAACAACCAUGCUUCUGCUACCAACUGCAAAUGCCUUAUCUGGACAGCCGUGGAUGGCUUAGGAAACAGAAUGUUAAGCUUAGUUUCCGCAUUUCUUUAUGCCCUUCUCACUGACAGAGUUCUUCUUGUCAAAUUUGAAUCUAACAUGGAUGGUCUCUUCUGUGAGCCAUUUCCAAAUUCAUCAUGGUUAUUACCUAGGGAUUGCUCUCAUAAGGAAUUGUCCGAUCUUUCUGUUCUCCAUCUUGAUAGAAACCAGAGAAUUCACACAGCGGAAAACAUAAAACUAUCUAUUGAAAAAAUAAUGAGUCCAUACAUCUGCAGUGUUACAAGCACAACCUAA